AUGACGCUCACAAGUACGUCCCAAGCGCAAGGAACGGGCGCUUGCCAACUUCUCGACGCACCCACUUCCGCCCAUCGCACUCCCUUACGCCCAUCGCCCUCCCUCCCGCCGUCGCCCUACCUUAUGCUCGUCGCCCUCCAUAGGGCUCGUCGCCCUCCCUUCCGCCCGUCGCACUCCCUAGCGCUCGUCGCAUCCCCUUCCGCCCGUCGCUCUCACUUCCGCCCGACGCUCUCCCUUCCGCCCGUCGCUCUCCCUUCCAAACGCCGCUCUCCCUUCCGCACGCCGCUCUCCCUUCCGCCCGUAACCUUUCCGUUCGUCUCGUCGCCCUUCCUCCCGCUCGUCCCGUCGCAAUCCCCGUCUCCUUCUCUCCCCGUCGCCCUCGCCAUCCCUCCCCUCUCUCCCCGGCAUCUGCCCCCGUACCCCCCAUCCCAUUCCCUGCUUCCCCUCAUCCCCUUCCCUGCUCCCCCCCAUCUCAUUCCCUGCUUCCGCCCAUCCCGUUCCCUGCUUCCCCCCAUCCCCUUUCCUGCUUCUUCCAGUCCCCUUCCCUACUUCCCCCCAUACCAUUCCCUGCUUCCGCCCAUCCCCAUCCCAGCUUCCCCUCCAUCCCGUUCCCUGCUCCCCUCCAUCCCGUUCCCUGCUUCCCCCCAUCCCCUUCCCUGCUUCCCCCAAUCCCCUUCCCUGCUUCCCCCCAUCCAGUUCCCUGCUUCCCCCCAUCCCAUUCCCGUCUUCCCCCCAUCCCGUUCCCAGCUUCCCCCUAUCCCGUUCCCUGCUUCCCCUCAUCCCCUUCCCUGCUCCCCCCCAUCCCCUUCCCUGCUUCCCCCCAUCCCCUUCCCUGCUUCCCCCCACCCCAUUCCCUGCUUCCCCCCAUUCCGUUCCCACCAUCAGAGAGGUGAGCGCCACACACCAGGUGAGGCUUCACUUUCUCCAUAUGCCCCUCCUUUCCCUCGAUCUCACCCUCUUCCUCCUCCUUCCCAUGUCCCUUCCCAUGUACCCCUCCCCAUCGUCCCUUCCCUACUUCCCCCCAUCCCCUUCCCUACUUCCCCUCAUCCCCUUCCCUGCUUCCCCCCAUCCCCUUCCCAGCUUCCCCCAAUCCCCUUCCCUGCUUCCCCCCCUCCGUUCCCUGCUUCCCCCCAUCCCAUUCCCUUCUUCCCCCCAUCCCUGUCCCUGCUUCCCCUCAUCCCCUUCCCUGCUCCCCCCUUUCUCCCUGUCCCCUUCUCCCUGUUUCAUGCCAUCGAAGACGAACCCGCCACCGCCACACCGCUCACGGAGCGGUACCUGCCCACUCCACUCUGCAAGAUGGGCUUCUCUUCUGGUGGAACUUUGAGGCAGCCUCUUGUCGACACUGCCUUCAGUGCGGCAGUGCAGCAUGGGCAGUGCGGCGUGGUGUGGGAGGAAGGGGGAAAGGCAGGCAGGGGCUGUGGCAGGAUAUGGGGACUGGCAGUGUCAGGGAGUUUGCCGCGGAGCGUUGAUGCAGGAGGGGAAGGCAGGCUGGCAGUAAUGAUGGCGGCAGCGCACGUCAAGGCUGGGCUGCGCUGCUGUGGGCUGGGGGAGUGCAGAGCGGUGCAGGGAAAGGCAGGCCAUGUUGCUGUGUGGCGGGCCGAGAGCCACAUGCUGCAGAAUACUGGCCCUAUUGCGGUUGCUGCUGACGUUUCUGAUUAUGCAAUUGGCAGUCUUGUGAGUGCAGCACUUCUGAGGUAA
Closterium sp. Naga37s-1 is the source of this 1698-nucleotide messenger RNA. NCBI's taxonomy places the organism in Eukaryota, Viridiplantae, Streptophyta, Zygnematophyceae, Desmidiales, Closteriaceae. The record is from the annotation of a GenBank genome assembly.